Molecule: messenger RNA, 1620 nt
Organism: Thlaspi arvense
Lineage: Eukaryota; Viridiplantae; Streptophyta; Magnoliopsida; Brassicales; Brassicaceae
Source: the annotation of a GenBank genome assembly
CUACGUUUUCUGAAGCAAAGUGUAAUGCAAUUGAUAUUUUUAUGAAAAAAUAACAACGGAGGCAGUUUUAUCUGAUAUACUCCAUUAAACAAAUAAAUCGUGUAAUGUAAAUGUAAUUGCAUUAUGCAAGCCUUAAAUUGAAAAAGAAAAAAAAAAUUCAGAUGAGCAAAACUCGAAAAAACAGUUCUUUAGCUGUAAUUCACGACCAUCGAAGAUGCGAGAAACGCGUGUACCGAAUCUCAUCAGCGAAUUCCAACAGUCUCAUUAUGACUCACUUUGUUAAACUCCAUUCACUCUCUUCUCCACUUCCUCAAAAAGUUUCCAUUUUUCAUUAAAAAUUCCUAAUCUUUUUUCUCUCCUUUUUAUCAUCACACUCUUCAGUCUUGUCUCUGUUUUUACUCGCCUGAGGAGAGGAUACAUGGAAGACGGAGAUUCUAACCAAGAAAAUCCACAGUCUCUCCACACAAACCACGAAGACUCCUCCCCAAAGAAACCAUCUGCAUCCUCCGUCGUCGUCGUCGACAGGCUAAAGCGCGAUGAAUGGAGCGAAGGAGCUGUUUCGAGUUUACUUGAAGCCUACGAGACGAAAUGGGUUAUCAGGAACAGAGCCAAGCUCAAGGGUCAAGACUGGGAAGACGUGGCUAGACACGUGUCCUCACGCGCCAGCCACUCCAAGUCCCCCAAGACUCAGACACAGUGCAAGAACAAGAUCGAGUCCAUGAAGAAACGGUACCGUUCCGAAUCCGCUACCGCCGAUGGAUCCUCUUGGCCUCUUUACCCUCGUCUCGAUCAUCUCCUCCGCGGAAAUGGUUCCGCCUCCGUGCAGCCUCAGCCUCAGCCUCAGCCUCAGGCUGUUAUGCCUUUGAACUGCUCUGUUCCUUUGCUCCUACUCGAGCCGCCGUCGCCGGUUGUGACUCAUCCGCCGCAGCCUGCUCAGAUUUCUUACGGAUCCAACGGCGUCGGCAGGAUUCCCAAGGAAGAUGGAAUCAAGCCGAAGUUAUCGGAGCAGAAACCGGAGAAAGCGGCGGAGAUGGAUACAGACAGCAGCACGCCGGUGAUCUGCAGAGAGAAAGCGAAGGCGAGACCGAAGAAACUGAGGAGAAGAUACAAGGAAGAGAAGGAGGAGAUCGCCGGAAGCAUACGGUGGUUGGCGGAGGUGGUGAUGAGGUCGGAGAGAACGAGAAUGGAGACGAUGAAAGAGAUCGAGAGGAUGAGAGCUGAAGCUGAGGUGAAGAGAGGAGAGAUGGAUCUGAAACGAACGGAGAUUAUGGCCAACACUCAGCUAGAGAUUGCUAAACUCUUUGCGGUUGUAGCUUCUGGACACAACAAAGGUGUUGAUUCUUCACUAAGAAUCGGAAGGAACUGAGUUAUAUAUUACGCGCUCCAGUCUCCUUUGUGUGUGUACAUAAAAGUUUGGUCGACCAAGUGUUUGUCAAAAUUCCUGAGAGAGUAAAAACUCUUCAUCUGCCCAAAUAAUUGUUUACAUUCCCGCCAACAAAAUGUAUGGUUAAUUAUGCUUUAUGGAUCGAAACUGCAGAUGACAUUUACUGUCUCAAAUAUGUGUUCACUCUUCGAAUCUUAAGACACAAAUAUUGUAGAGAAAUGGUUGGUUCAGUUGCA